Messenger RNA from Epinephelus fuscoguttatus (brown-marbled grouper), 5244 nucleotides. RefSeq names its product mucin-5AC-like. The transcript has 6 exons. NCBI's taxonomy places the organism in Eukaryota, Metazoa, Chordata, Actinopteri, Perciformes, Serranidae. Gene Ontology annotation, molecular function: oxidoreductase activity, acting on metal ions. Bases 111 to 3368 code for a protein of 1085 amino acids. The record is from RefSeq and is a predicted model, not a curated record.
CUUUAAACUCACACAGGAUCUUCUCCAGCCGCAGUAACACAACAACUAAACUGGAAACUCUGGAGGACGUGAUUCUUUUCUGCGCGUCCUGAAGGUGACUGUGUGUAGACAUGCAGCCUACCCUCCAAUGUUUCGGGGUGGGUGUGGUCUUAUUAUCUUUGGCUCCGCCCACCAUGUCAUUCUCCCGCGGUGCGAGCCACGUCUCUUGUCGGGAAAUGAUUCCCGGCCACAUCAGCGCCCAACCCCAGGACCCACAACGCAGCCAUGUCACCCUGCGCACAUCUGCCUCUUCUUACCUGCCGGGACAGUUAGUAACAGUAACCGUCCGAAGCUCUCGGGACUUCAUGGGUUUCCUGCUCCAGGCUCGCAGUGUGGAGGUGCUGCUGGGCGGCUCCUGGACGCUCACUCCCCCUGGAACUCACACCCUGCGCUGCCUCUCGGAGGGUGACACUCUCACACACUCUGACAAACAGCUGAAGAAAAACCUGUCAUUUGUGUGGAAGGCUCCUGACGCACCCAUGGGAGACAUCAAGUUCUACAUCACGGUGGUGCAGUCUUAUUUUGUGUACUGGGCAGGUAUUGACUCUGCCGUGGUGCAUGAUGGGAGUCGUAGUCCUUGGAUUGGGAGUAACAUCACAAAGGUGGAUGAAGAGAAUUCAGAUUUUGUGCUACAGCAAGAUGAAGCUCUGCCAGUCCUCGGAUCCCUUAGAGCAUCAAUCAAAAAAACAAUUGAGAAGGCAAGCCUUCCGACCACCCUAGGACCCCCUACGCCAACAAGCAGUGGAACCCAAGACUACAAAUACCAGGAAAAACUAACAGAAGUCACUCAUUCCGUCUUGGCGAUGAACAGCUCUGGGACUUUGGCAUCAGAUCAGGAGGCCAAUGAAUGGAACAGCCCUGUGACUUUAGGGUCUCUUCAAAAUGCUACCAAAGUCAGUGAGACUGACCCAUAUGCAACUUCAGGAUCCCCCUCAGGUGUGACUGAAGAGGCAGGCGCUGACACAGGAAACCCUUUUACUCAUACAAUAGCAGAGGCUACAGAUAUGGAAGCUGCUACCAAUCUUUUGCCCAACAUCACAGUCCAAAACUCAACCAGUCCUCUCUCCCUGCUGCAGACCCUUGCCUCCCUUCUCCCUCUUAAAGAUGGCAAGAUGCAAAGAAAAGAGGCAAAGAUAAACCUCCAGGAUCCAGAACUGCCAACCAUUCCUGGAACAAAAGACACAACAUUAAAUCCUGAAACCACCACCAAAGCUAUACCAUCACCCACUCAUGGCUUCCAAAACCAAAAUACGCUCAAACCCACAUCUCAACACCCAAGAAAGUUAAUUCAGGACCAAACUAGUUCAGUUAAGUCUGUUACUCAGAGUAGCUCACCACAGCCCUGGAGGACUGCCCUGACUGGGUCCCACUUGAGUCUAAUCAAGGAUGAAAUGGGUAACCAGUCUCUGCCUCAGAAUCUUCACCUCAAACUUUUGCUCCACUACCAAAUGUCUUCAACCAACCCUUUUCACCAGGCAACCUCUCCAUCCAAACCUCCUCUCCAGUCCCAAUCUAGUACAAGUCAGACCUCUCCCCCCUACCAGUCAUUUGCAGCUAAGCUCUUUUCCAAGAUCCAAACCCCUUCACCAAACCUCAUUCAGCCAUCCGAAGCUCCUACCCUUCAGUCCUUUCCCAUCAAACCUGUGAGCAGUUUACCCAAACCUGAGCCUGAAAACAGUCAAUUUGGGCCAAAAGCUAGACCAGGGCAAACCAGUCCACCUCCCUAUCAGCUUGAUACAACUGCACCUCUGAGCAGCCCUCCUCAUCCUAAACCUUUGAGCAGUUAUCCCCAAGCCCUGCUUCAAACUACCCCAACUCAACCUCAGGAGCAAGCUAGCUUUCUCCAAAUGGACCAGUCCCAAACGUGGCCCAUACCCCAUUCCCAAACUGGUGCACCACAGGCGCAGAGCUCUGGGUGGAAGCAAAUGCAAUCUUCAGCAACUCCUGGAUCAAUCAACCCUCUGCCCUUCACAUCAAGGGUUGACCUAACCUUAAUACCAGGUGACAGUGCAGAGGUCAAAGAUUUUCAGUCUCAGGCAAAGAUUGAAACCAUGAGCCCAAUCUUUGCAUCCAUUCCCUCAACAACUCCUUCUUCUUUUGCAGUGUCUGACGGCCUGUCUAGAUUUAAUUCUUUACUCCAUACUUUUCCUGCCUCUUCCUUUGUUCACUCUACCACUCCUCUUUAUUCCUCUGGAGGUUCAACCCUGGUAUCCAUACAAACUUCUGUCACCCAUGUUCCUUUCUCACCUUCCUUCUUUUCAUCCUCCAUGAAGAACCAAGUCAAAACAGCUCCAGCCCUUUCUGCUCUACCUUCUCCCACGCCGAUCUCCAUUCCUCCUCAUUUGCCCUCUGUCCAAUCUUCCUCAACUUCCCCUAGGCCAUCCUCCUUCAACUCUUCUACCAAACCCUCCUCAAACUCCUCCAACUAUCCAUCACCAGCUUCCUUCUUUUCCUUAGUCUCUUUAUCUACUUCUUCCUCUACUCCCAUGGCCUCCUCCCAGUCUAUCACAAGUUCGACCUAUUUGUCACCAUCUUUCACCACCAUCUCUCCAGCACUCUCCUCUUCCUCAUCGGUGUCUUCCAUUUCUUCUCCUUCAUCCCCUCCUUCUUCCUCAUACACCUCUACCUCUACCUCAACAUCUUCAUCCUUCUCACUGGAUUUCACAAACCCGUCUGCCACCUCUUCUUCUAUGGUGUCUUCGCAGUCUACUUCCCCUCUCCCAGGACCCUCUCCAGUUCCCCGUCGCUCUCUCUACAACCCCCUGACAUCGGCCUCCUCCCCUGUGCCUUUCCAACAACUCACCCCUGGUCAGAGGUUGCCCGUCCAGAACCACAUCACAUCUUCUGAUCCUGGGCCUAGCCUCAACCUACCAACAUCAAGACCUGUGGUUCACCCAAACCCUGAACCCCAUCCAAACCUUGACCCAAACUUCGAACUAAAUCUUGGUCACGAGUUAAAACCAAACCUUCCCAACACUGACACUAAUCUCAAACCCAAACGCCCCUCAAAUCCCCCUGCAACUCCAGAUAAGGAGGGGAACUAUCCAGACAUUAUCCCCAGACACAGUGCGUGGGAGCUGGGCAUGCUGCUGGGCUGCUCAGCUGGCUUGGGCAUGGUGCUGGUGGUGGGGGUAAGGUACAUGUACCGCCAGGCCUGUGGCAAACGGACAGAGGUGACGCUGAACGACAGGGAGAGAGAAUAUGGGAGAGGAGAGAGAGGUCUCAUCCAUGUUCAGGAGUGUGGAGAUUUGGUCCGAGUCCGGAGAAUCAGGGAGAACAGUUUUGUGCUGCUGGCAGAGUACGAUAUACUGGCAUCGCCUGGAGACUAAAGACUGCUAACAUAGAUAGCUUUAGAUAUCAAAAUAUAUCCUGAAAUCAGAGCUGCUGGGAGGGAAGACAUAUUCACAACAGGUAAAGUUCCCUUAGUAAUAUUAGAGUCAACUAAAUUAGCAUAGGACUGAAAAAAAAAAGAAAUACACAAAGUUAUUGACAGCUAGUUAGCUUAGCAUGCCUUUACAAUUGAUCCUUAGUCCUCCCCGAGUUUGUCACUGUUGCUACAUCUGAAAAGUCUGACAAAAAGAAACAUGGUGAGACUGGUUUCUCUUAUCCAGGUGCUGCAGUGUUUGCACUGCCAGGUUUGUGUUUCCCUUCUGGGCAUCAGUAAAGUAAAGUUACUCUGUAUUUAUUACUGAUUACAGAGCAUAGUUCUGACCUAAUGUUAGUCCUUCUUUACUUUAGAAAGUUAAGCAAGUUACUUCUGACAACAUGUGUUCAUGUUCAUGAAGUGUUGCUCAAACAAACUUGUGCAGCUAUGUGUCUGUGCCACUCUGCAGUUACACAUCAGCACCAGAGUUUCUGUGAAGUGCUGCAAAGUUCAGUUGAUUCAAAACACACAUUAAACACACAUUAAACAUGACUUAAUAGAGACAGUUUCAAACACAAGUACGCAACUCAGCUUCACUGUAACUCGCAGCAUUCACAGACAAACACUUGUCUUUAUCUGGACACAUUUUCCAAACAAAUACAACAUGCUAACAUUAUUAGCACAAGUCUAUGGCAUUUUACAUUGUGUAAAUUAGCCUAGUGAUGAGCAGUUUUCCUCUGCUCAUAUGAAGCCAGGAUAAAUCACACACAAGUUGUGAUCUAUAUAAACAGACUAGAUGGGAGAAUAUUUGACCCAUGCUUAUAAGCAUUUUGGAGACGGGAAAUUGGCGACGCAGAUGAUGACGUGGAAGCCUGAUUGUGGAAAUUGUUGAAUAUUUUUUGCCGCACAUCAUUUUUGGCUUUUGUCUGAGUGUCCAUUUUAGUAUGGAUCCUACGCAUUGUUUUACAGUUGAGACCCCUGGUGGUGAUUAAAACUAGUAAGAGCUGAGUAAAGCAGUUUCACAUCAGAAAUCGGUGUUUCUGUGACACUGUUCAGCGAGUCGUAGACAGGACGACAGCCUGACACCUGCUAAUAUGUGCUCACAUUUUUUUCUCUGUUAACUUAAGAUCCUGACGUUUUUACUGGGUGUUGAAUUAUCCACAGACAGACCCAGUAAUUUAAACUGGUAAAAACACUGAAAAAACCCAGUUUCAUGUUAAUAAAACCCCCUGUGUUUUAACACUGCUGUUGUGCAGGGGCUGCUGACUUUGGUCGUUAUUGCGAAUACGCGAAUGGCCCUGUCUGGAGCCAGCGUUUGGUUUGUCCGUUCUGAACUACUGCAGAAACAUGGUGGACUCUGUAGACAAGGACCUGCUCCCUAUGUAGAUACAAACAGCUCAUUCUGAAGUAACGGAAACACAACAGUUCUUAUUUUCAGGUGAUUCUACACUAAAAUAAACACACUUAUUAAUAUGACAUAUUCCAUUUCUGCCGAUACAUCCCGCUACAUCCUUUAACCUUUAACACUUUAAGCUGCACAACCAAAGCUCUACAUCAGAAUUACCAGCAUGUAGUUUGUUCCACCCACCUCCACACUGUGGGGUACAUUCAUCACAGCCUUCAGGGGCCAGGAGUUUUAAUCUUGUUUUCCAAACAGCUAACUUGCACAAGAAAGUGUUCUUGGCUAAAUGUUUUUGCCCCUCUAGAGAUUUCUGCCUCAGACAUGUUCAGAGGACUAAAAUCCCAAUCUGCUUCCUGAUAGAAAGUAGGAUAUUUGCAAAGAAAUUUAGGAUGAAACACACCGUUUGGUGGACAGUGUUGUUGUUAGUGACACUGGGGCU